AUGUUAUGUAAAUUUGGAUUAGAAGCAUUUAAUGGAUCAAUUGCUAGUUUAGCAGCAAAUCGUUAUGAUCGAGAUGCAUUCAAUAGUAGUAUUGCAGCACGAACAUUUGAAAAAGUCGGUUUAUUAGUUGGUCUUAAUCAAGCAUGUCAACGUAUUGGAUCGAUGUUAAUAGCAUCAUUAAUAAAACGUUGGUCAACACGAACUGUUUUAUCAAUAUCAAUAUUUAGUUUUGCUUUAUUUAAAGCAAUACUUAUGAUAAUUGAUGUAGCAACAGGAGGGAAAAUAAAACCAUCAAAUUCUCGAGCAAUGCAUGAAAAUGAUUAUAGUUAUUGUUGGAAAUUAUCCAACAGCUAUAAUUAUUCCAAUUUAUUGUGUAACAGGUAUUGUUAG
Molecule: messenger RNA, 390 nt
Organism: Rotaria sp. Silwood1
Lineage: Eukaryota; Metazoa; Rotifera; Eurotatoria; Philodinida; Philodinidae
Source: the annotation of a GenBank genome assembly